CAAAAAACUGAAAACGAAAUACUGUGUACCGAUAAAUACACGGACCGAUAAAACGGACCCUUUGCGGACCGAUAAAAAUACUGUCUCGCUGUGAAACGUGCCGUGCCGUUUGCGUCUUUCCCAUCCCUAGUCACUUUUGCGAAUUCUCCGGCUUGUCAUUUUUAUUCAAUUUGAAUCGUGCCAAUUGUGCGUUCGAUUGGACUCGCCGCGGAUUGUUUAUUCUUGCUGGAUAUUAGGAAAAUACUAAUUAAAAAUGGAAACAGCUCUUGUGGAAAUCAUUUGCGGACUUUUAUGCUCCGACAAUGAUAAAAUACGACAGUCUACUGCCGCCUUGUCAAAGGCCUACGAGAAUCCCGAGGCGAUUUUAGGCUUCUGCAACAUUGUUGUCUCGCCCAUGGAGACCCAAAUCCGUCAAUUCGCUGCCGUGCUCCUCAACAAAAGACUUGGCAAGCUGCGCCACUGGCAGGCCCUCAAUGCUGAUCAGCAAAACACAAUGAAGCAGAUCGCACUGCAGGCACUCAUUGCCGAGAAGGAAAAGGGUGUGAAAAAUGCCAUCGCCCAGUUGAUAGGCAGCAUAGUUCGUCAUGAGGCUGAAAAGAAGGACUCUUGGUUGUCAGAGCUUCUUAAGUUCAUCUUCGAUCGCUGCGUCUCCGCGGAUCCAAAGGAGAGCGAGAUGGGCUCAUCGACAUUCGCUACUCUCACGGACUCUGCUCCCGAUCAGUUUGUUCCCCACAUGGACACAAUUUGCAUGAUAUUCGCCAAUGUCUUGGUGUCUGCGGAAAACAACGGUGACCUGACCACUCCAACUGUUUGCAACAUGCUGGCUGGUAUAACCUACCUCAUGCCGUUCAUAGCCGGGCACUCGGCUGCAGAGCAUACUGUGGCCAAGGUCCUGCCCCAGAUUCUUAAGUCGCUGCAUGCCUUUGCCUAUAAGGGCGUUGCUCAGGAGUUCCAAGCAGCAUUCGACAUUCUGGACUGCAUGAUCGAGUACUCACCCAAACUACUCACCAAUAUCAAGCCCAUACUUGAUUUCAGUAUGGAGAUAUCGGCCAACACACAGCUUGAUGACUCCAUUCGCGUUCAGGUCAUCUCCUUUUUAGGGCGUUUGGUGAAACAAAAGAAGAAGGUUGUUACCAAACAGAAGCUACUGGAGCCAGUCCUGUCCGUAGUUUUCAAUGUGAUGUGCUGCUCUCCCACAGGCGAUGACGAUGAGGAUUACUUUUCAAACGACGGUGGAGACAACCCCAUUACUGCCGCUUCACAGGCUUUAGAUAUUAUGGCUCUAAGUCUAUCACCAGAGAAGCUGAUUCCGCCGCUCUUGCAUAUUCUGGAGACGGCCCUGCAGAGCCCCGACCCGAUUCGUCGCCGUGCAGCUUUUCUGGCAAUGGCGGUCAUUGCCGAGGGAUGCUCGGAUUCCAUCACGAGCAAGUAUCUCGAGGCAAUGCUGAACAUCAUUAAGGGCGGUAUCGCCGAUCAGUCACCAUUCGUGCGCAACUCGGCGUUCUUUUGUUUGGGUCAGUUUGCGGAGCACAUGCAACCGGAAAUAUCCAAAUAUUCUCCUCAGAUCCUUCCCGUUCUGUUCGAAUAUCUCGGCCAGUUGGUCAAUGAUCUGAAGAAUGGCUUGCCCCAGUCGAAGUACACCGAUCGCAUGUUCUAUGCCCUGGAGGCCUUUGUCGAAAACUUGGAGGACAAAAUCAAACCAGAUUUACCUAUACUGAUGGAGCGCCUCUUUCCUGCAAUGGACGCCCAGAACCCUCCCAGGAUCCGUGAACUGGCCCUGUCCGCCGUAGGGGCCACUGCUACUGCCGCCAAGGUAGAUUUUAUGCCCUAUUUCCCAAGGACGAUAGCCGUCCUGCAGAAUUACAUGCUGUUGCAAAUACCAGAGGGCUUGGAACAGGUUCGCAUCGAAGCCAUGGAUGCGCUGGCAGCGCUUGCACGUGUUGUGGGAAAAGAGAACUUCCUUCCGCUGGCCAACGAUUCGAUGGGAUUCUGUCUAUCGAUUUUGGAAAAUGGAACCGAAGAUCCAGAACUGCGCAGGGCCGCCUACAAUCUAAUGGCAGCCCUCUCUAUUGUGGCAAAAGAGGACAUGGCCGCUGUCUUUCCGAAGAUUAUGGAUCGCAUUGUGGAAUCUGUGAUUUCCAGCGAAGAUGUGCUGCCCAGAAUUGGAAGUGCUGACGAUGUUGACCCGAACAUUGAGAUCAAUCUGGAGGAUGAAUCGGACGGAGAGGAUGAUGAUUCGGAAUUGGAAGGUUUUCAGGUUGAGAACGAUUACCUCAUGGAGAAGGAGGAGGCCAUACUGGCGCUUAAGGAGUUCGCUGCCAAUACUGGCGCAGCUUUCGCUCCAUAUCUACAGUCGGCAUUCGAAAACGUGUACAAGAUUGUUGACCAUCCCAGCGACGGUAUUCGCCACGCUGCAGUGGAGGCGCUUACCCAGUUCGUAAAGGCUCUCCAUAAGAUCGGGGAUACCGAUGGAGUUUCUCGCGCCUGUCUGAUCGUUGUGCCCAAGUUUGCGCAAAUACUUCGCAACGACGAGGAAUCGAGCGUGGUCAUUGUUGUGCUCGAGGCUCUUGGUGAUCUGUUCAAGGAGGUCAAGAAGCCGGCAGUUCCAACCGCCGAAAUAGCCGAGAUCAUCUGCUUGUGCAUCAAAGAUCUUCUGACCAACAAAAUGGCAUGCCAGUUCAGCGAGUCAGGCUGUGCUGGAGGUGGCGACGAAGAGGAUGACGACGAAAGCGAGAUCGAUGACGCUAUCAUCGAGAACUCGGCCAACUUGCUACCGCUCUUUGGUCAUGCUCUCGAAUCCAAGGAUUUCUCAGCUUACUUCGGCAGGCUUUACUCAUUCUUCGUUCAACGAAUGUCCAAGAAGAAUAGCGACACGUCUAUGCGAUCAUUCCUGUUCGGCACCUUGGCCGAUUGCUUCCAGUCCCUGGGCAUCUGGUCCGUCAGUUAUUUCGACACAAUGUGCCCAAUAUUUCUGAAAGGUGCUUCUGACUCCGAUCCCCGAACCCGACAGAAUUCGUUCUAUGGCCUGGGCGAGCUUGUCCUGCAUGCCCAGCAAAAAUCUUUCGAUUCAUAUCCGACUAUCUUGCAAGCCCUUUCUGAUGCCAUUGCCAAAGAGAAGGACCCCCCAGCUCUGGACAACAUUUGCGGAGCGGUGGCCCGUCUCAUCAUAACCAAUACCGAUGCAGUGCCUUUGGCCCAUGUCCUUCCCGUGUUCAUGUCAAACUUGCCGUUGCGCGAGGAUGUGGAGGAGAACGACACGUUGCAGAAGGCGUUCCGCGUACUUUACAUUAAGGCAAGGCCAGCCAUUGAACCAUAUUUGGAACAGAUGCUAGCCAUCACCAUUCAAAUGCUCUACAAGAAGCAACUGCCCGACAGCGAGGCUACCGAAAAUGUGAUAGGCUUUAUCAAGGAGAUCGGCCAGAGUUAUCCGGAACAGUUCAGCCGUGUCUCCAAUUCAACAUCGGAAGUGUUCCAAUUCGUGCAGUCCUUGUAAGCGGCCACACAUUUGAGAAACACAAUACUUUUAUACUCGUCGCUGGUAGUCCACCCACCAGAAUACACCAAAACACGUUAACUAGUUAAUCCAACAGCCCUUCACCCGCAGAGUCUGCUUUACUUCGUGAGGCGAAUCGUUUUUGAAUUCAAGCUUUCUCAAAAUUCCAGUUAUGCGUUUUGAAAACUUUUCGAAAGUCUGAAGACGUCUUUUAGCUUUAAGAAAUUGCAAGUUGAAGUUUAUUUAUGCAACGCCGGCGUGCAGCGAGAGAUUUUACUAAUUUAUAUAACCUUGUUGGCCCAAACAUAGUCUGAAUCCAAUAAACACACAAUAUUGUAUUGGAAAAAAAA
This is a messenger RNA of Drosophila bipectinata, 3843 nucleotides long. RefSeq names its product Artemis (gene Arts). Gene Ontology annotation, cellular component: nucleus; cytoplasm. The record is from RefSeq and is a predicted model, not a curated record. NCBI's taxonomy places the organism in Eukaryota, Metazoa, Arthropoda, Insecta, Diptera, Drosophilidae. Gene Ontology annotation, biological process: protein import into nucleus. Gene Ontology annotation, molecular function: small GTPase binding; nuclear import signal receptor activity.